CCUCCCUUAGUGGAGAUUGACAGACUGUGAAGAACCUGCUAUCAGAACUGUAUAGGUUAGUGCUGGAUCCAAGGUUGCACAGUACUUAGAAGUUUUCUCUCUCUCUGCAUUUCUCUCUUUCUCAUCCAGAGGAGGCUCUUGAGGUACCAGAGCCAGACGUGGAGGCUGUCAGACCCCGAGUGGGACACGGUAUUUAUCAGUAAACAUGACAAACCCCUGCACGUUGGCUCUGGAACUGCUUGGGAUGCUGAUUGGGACAGGAGGUUGGUUCUGUACACUGGCUGCCACUAUCAUGCCUCAGUGGCUGUCACUGUCAACUGAACUUUUGGCCACAGAGAGCUUUGAGCAAGGGCUGUGGGAGUCCUGUGUGAUGCAGGAGAUAGCUGGCACUGCGUGUCGUCCCUAUGACACUAUCCUAGGCCUGAGGCAAAUACUCACGCUAGCUCGGAUUCUGAUAUGCCUGUCGGAUGCCACAUCUCUUCUUGGACUUCUCCUGGCUAUCCCUGCAAUGAGUCAGAUCAACUGCUGUAAGGGCGAGGAGGGGCAGCGGACCAAGCGGGGUUUGAAGAUCACAGCUGCAGUGUUUUUAACCAUUGCUGGAUUGCUGGCACUUGGUGCCGUCUCGUAUGUCGCCCAUGACACUGUACAGAAGUUUUUUGAUGAGACGAUACCUAAUGUAGUGUCACGUUCAGAGUUUGGAGAUGCACUAUUUGUUGGCUGGGCUGCAGGAUUUCUGGAUGUCGUAGCAGCCGUAUUGUUAUUUGCGUCUUGUUUUGGCUCAAGAGACAGUGAACCACAUCUGGUUUAUCACCAUCAGAGACAAGUGAUCAGAACUGUUGAUGAACCUUCAAGGCGACACACUGAGUAUGUUUGAGUGUACAUUGUGUUCAAAUGCCUCUAUAGACAAUUGAUGGAACAGAAAACAACACAUUUUAGAUACUUUAUGAACUUACUUAUCUUUAUCUUAUUAAGGUUGUUUUCCCUCUUUUGUACUUACACUCAAUGUAUCCUUUAAUCAAACCCAUGAAAGAAGCAAAGAAUUAUUAUGCAUUUAUCUUUCAGUAUCUGAGUAGUCUAUUUGAUUUUCCUCAUUUGUCAUAUAGGUAACAUAUUAAUCUUUAAAGUUUUUCAGUAUAUUUUUAAUUGCUUUCAAAGAACUGUAGUGAAUGAAAGGUAAUAACCUUUUUAGUAAACAGUUUGUGAAUUUUCAUAAAUUAAUUUUGAUCACAAAUAUUGUUUUCUUUUUUACCUUUUGGGAUAAAUUUGAGGUGUUUUCCUUACUUUUUUCCCUUCGCUGUCAUAAAGUGUUUAAAAUGUUUAAAGGUAAGACUUUGGUCACAUCUUUAUUUGGUAUUCUGCAGCAUGCCUUAGUGCACUGCUUUUCUAGAAGACAUGUACUCUUAAUGUCAAUGCAUAUUGUUUGGAGAGCAAGUGAACAGCACUUGAAAACCAGCAAGGGAUAAUCCUGAAUACUUUCUACUUUUAUUUAGGAAUUUAGGAAUUACAUCACAAGCUAACUGAGCUCAUCAGUUAUAUAUAUCAGCAUAUAUUAUACAUGAAAUGUAGUUGUUUAUGCAUUUCUAGUUUUUUUGAGUAAAUGCAAAAAAAGCAUUAUGUAUUAAUUUACAGAAUUAUGUGAAGUCCUGCCGACAUCAGCUUUAAAACAAAAAGAGUACAAAUAGGAUACUGGAA
Messenger RNA from Xyrauchen texanus (razorback sucker), 1692 nucleotides. Its product is annotated as putative claudin-24. The coding region runs from base 206 to 874 and encodes 222 amino acids. Gene Ontology annotation, cellular component: plasma membrane; bicellular tight junction. The record is from RefSeq and is a predicted model, not a curated record. NCBI's taxonomy places the organism in Eukaryota, Metazoa, Chordata, Actinopteri, Cypriniformes, Catostomidae. Gene Ontology annotation, biological process: cell adhesion; bicellular tight junction assembly. The transcript has a single exon. Gene Ontology annotation, molecular function: structural molecule activity.